Molecule: messenger RNA, 2421 nt
Organism: Condylura cristata (star-nosed mole)
Lineage: Eukaryota; Metazoa; Chordata; Mammalia; Eulipotyphla; Talpidae
Product: putative protein FAM205B
Exons: 5
Source: RefSeq, a predicted model, not a curated record
CUCAUUAUCUGGCAAGUGAAAAGGAGUUACCAUGGCUCAAGGCUGGCACCUAAAAAGAGCUGCUGCCAGAGAUGCCGAAAAAUCAAGCAAAAGGCAAGAGAUGCAGCAGCAUCAAGAGCUAGGGGAUGUUCCAGGAAAGAAGUUGAGAAGCCCGUAGAGCUGCUCUCUCUCAUGAAAAGCCAGAGCUGGCUUCCUCAGGAUGGCAGAGUGCGACAGCUCCUGUGUGCCGACCCCAGCUGCAACACCUGCAAUGCUGUGGCUCGGGACAUCAAGCGUCUGCUGGUGGGAGGGACCAGCCUGACCUCCUCAUCUUUACCGGGGCCACCUCAGGGCUCCCCUUGCAUACAUAGCAUGUCCAUGCCUAGUGGGUUGGUCCAGCAGAAUCCAGAACACCAAGCCCUCUGCUCCACACAGCUCUCUCUCCCACUGUCAACCCCUAUGGUGUCACAAUUCAGAGACCAGAAAUCCUUCACCCAGUCAGUGGUCCAAUCACCCACAGCAGUCAGCAUCCAGGAUUACUGGACUGAACACCUCCAGCUGACACAACAAAUUCAAGGGCCAAGGGAGCUCAGAGGUCCAGAGAGCAUGUGCUCCUUCAUGCUGGAAGAGCCUCGGGUUCCAGUGAGCCAGCAGGUGACAAUACAGACCAACUCCAACUUCAUCUAUGAGAACCAAGGGCAGCAGCCCAUGAAGGCCCCGCUCUCAGUGCUGACCGUCAACCAAGAGACCACCUCCGCCACUCUGACAGACCCUGUCCCCUUGCACAUGGUCCCUGUCCUCCCUGACCCACCACCAAUCCUAAGCCCUCAGGUCCAGAGGCUUCUAGAGGUGCAUGUGAAAAAAUGGGUGCAUUUCCAGAGGUGGGGGCUCCCCAGACGUGUGGAGGAGUCCAUGAGGCAGCACAUGCCCAACCCACCGUUGUUUCACCGGCCUGCAAAUAACCAAGCUGUUUCUCCCUUCCACAACAAUGGUCCUACCUUCUCUCUUGAAAAUCUGGGAGCUGUUUCUUACCAGACCUGGGGCUCCUGUAUGGCUGGCCAGCCCACCCAGGCCUUCUGGAUCUCUGAAUGGGCCAUCAUGACCGCAGACCAAGGACACCACUACCAGCAGGGCCCAUGCUAUAUGGCUUUGGCCUUGCCCUCUGCAGCCCUUAAGGACCUAUGUGGCCCUUGCAUACUGCCUGGGCAACAUGCCACUGAAACUGUUGGCCACUGGCAGCGUAAAUACAGACAGCUCUUCUGUGGACUCCCUUCCUUGCACAGCGAGUCCCUGGUUGCCAACUUCCUGGGCUCUCCUGCCCUCUCGCUAAAAGACGGCAUGUCCAAGCUUCCCUUGAAGGAUCCUUUCCUCUUCAGGGAGCUCUCCUUCCUUCCCUGCCCCCCUAAAACUCCACCCCAGUCAACCCCACCCUGCUCCCCAUCUCCCCCAAACCAGUUGACUCCUACUGACCAGCACCAAGCUCAGGCCAAUAUCCCAUUUCUGACUCUGGCUGAGUGUGAGGCCCUGGAGUGGCACGUGCUACAGAGGCAACUGCAGCUUCAGUGGGGCUUGCCAGCUGUUUGCCAGGGCUCUCAGCAUGCCCUGAGUCCCGCUCCAUUUAAGUUCUGUGACAAAGUCCGGUCUCCUGAGAUACUGACAGCUUCCUGGCCUGGGAAGCCCAUCUCAGGCCUCACCAGAGACUUCCUGUUGCCGGAGCAAGGCCGUAGGCUGCUACAUUUCCACCUCCAGAGGCAGUUGAUUCACAGCCGCUGGGGGCUACCCCAGAAGAUCCAACAGUCCCUCCAGCUGUUCCUGUCCACUGACAUUCGGCCUCUAGCCCGGACCAGCACAGCGCUACCCCUCGGGAGUGUCUCCCAAGCUACCCCGCUAGAGGCCAGUGGGACGGAUGGCCCAUCCCUGCCCAGCAGGGACCCAGUGCCCGUCCCUAUGCCACACUUGUUUGCCCAGGCCCAGGAAAUACUGCAGAGCCACAUCGACUCCAAAUGUGGACAGAUUCAGCGGGAAAAGUUCCCAGUUUGUGUAGGUGGCUCCUGGGAACACGGAAUUCCCGCGGACCAGACCUGCAGCCCGGACAGCAGCUCAGACCCACAGGCAGCAGGUGGCCCUGACCAGGCACAGAAAGACUCGGCUUUGGCGCCAAGGGCACUUGAACAGCAGCAACAGGCCUCACCGGAAGUGGUGGCUGAGCACCCUAAGGUGCCCCAAGCCCUGUCCAAAGGAGCCAUCGAGAAACUGGAGACCACGUUGCGACACAAGUAUCUGGCCUUCUUGUCGGGGCUGCCUGCUCUCUAUUAUGUGGCCCUCUCCGUGGCCAUGAGCCCCGCAAGCGCUCCCCAAGAUGAAACCGCGAACACGAAGCCCAACCCAGCCAAGACAGCCGCAAUCCCAACCACCCCUGCAGAGCCAGAAGCCAAGACCUGA